Molecule: messenger RNA, 441 nt
Organism: Pneumocystis murina B123
Lineage: Eukaryota; Fungi; Ascomycota; Pneumocystomycetes; Pneumocystales; Pneumocystaceae
Product: ribosomal protein L11
Exons: 5
Coding region: 1-441 (146 amino acids)
Biological process (GO): translation
Cellular component (GO): ribosome; mitochondrial large ribosomal subunit
Molecular function (GO): large ribosomal subunit rRNA binding; structural constituent of ribosome
Source: RefSeq, a predicted model, not a curated record
AUGAAUAAUCUUCCUAAGAAAAAAAAUCUUUUGAAGCUUAUUAUUCCUUCUGGAGGCGCAACACCUCAACCUCCUAUAGGACCUGCGUUAGGAGCCCGUGGCGUCAAAUCAAUGGAUUUUUGUAAGGAAUUUAAUGAGAGAACUUGCCAUUUCAUUCCUGGAAUCCCUAUUCCUACAGUAAUUGCAAUUCAGCCUGAUCGAAGUUUUACGUUUGAAAUAAAGACGCCUCCUACAAGUUGGCUGCUUUUUAAGGCAGCAAAUGUUGAUAAGGGAUCUUCUAUGCCUGGGAAAACAUGGGUUAGUAGUAUUUCUUUGAAACAUAUUUAUGAAAUUGCAAAAAUAAAACAUAAAGACGAAAAUCUUCAGGGGAUUUCUCUUGAAAGUAUUUGUAAAAGUGUGAUUGCAAGUGCAAAAAGUGUUGGGAUUCAAGUAGUUCCAUAA